CGCGUUGUGUCAGUUUUGUCCCAAACAGACACGAAGUUUCUUUUCUCUUUCUCUUUUAUCAGCAAAUCUCUGCCACACCCAAAUCUCGAAUUUUGCAAAAAUGAUGCACAUGACUCUUUACUGGGGCAUUAAGGUCACCCUUCUCUUCGACUCCUGGAAGACCGAUUCGUGGCCCAGUUACCUCCUCACUUUACUCGCUUGCUUUCUAUUUUCCUCCUUUUAUCAAUACAUGGAAGAUCGACGCCUCAGAUUUAAGGUCCUUUCCUCCGCAAAUCCCGCCUCGCCUUCCGUCCCUGGAACCACGGCUACUCCUCUCCUUGUUAAACCUGGUCGAUUCAGCGCCGCCAGGGUUUCCUUGGCAGUGUUGUUCGGAGUGAAUUCGGCUCUGGGAUAUCUAUUGAUGUUGGCGAUCAUGUCAUUUAAUGGAGGUGUAUUCUUGGCUAUCGUUUUGGGGCUUUCUGUUGGAUACUUUUUGUUUAGAUGUGGAGAUGAGGAGGUUGUGGUUGUGGAUAACACUUGUGCCUGCGCUUGAACAUUUUUUUAUUUUAUAAAUUUGUACCAAUUCACAAUAGUAAUUGUUAGAUCUAUACGAAUUACGACUUCUGUGUGAUGAUUCUAAUUUUAUUUUUCCUUUUUUUAAGAUUCAAGAAAGGCGGUGGUGGUCGUUGUUGUUGUGUAAAAUAUAUGAAUUGUGGAUUCCUCCAAUAGAUAUUAUUGGGAGAAAGAGCAACUUUUUUUUGGUUUUGGUACUUUCAGUUGCAAUUGCAAACGAAAAUAAAACCAAGUGAUAAAGAUGACACGAACAGCUGCUGAUUCCAAAUA
Pistacia vera is the source of this 822-nucleotide messenger RNA. RefSeq names its product copper transporter 5-like. Gene Ontology annotation, molecular function: copper ion transmembrane transporter activity. The transcript has a single exon. The record is from RefSeq and is a predicted model, not a curated record. Gene Ontology annotation, biological process: intracellular copper ion homeostasis; copper ion transmembrane transport. Lineage: Eukaryota; Viridiplantae; Streptophyta; Magnoliopsida; Sapindales; Anacardiaceae. Gene Ontology annotation, cellular component: plasma membrane. Bases 101 to 532 code for a protein of 143 amino acids.